UGUUUUUAUUUUUAUCAUUUCAAAGCUAAUCUCUACCUGGAGUCAUAAGGAAACAUCAAAGCCCUAAAAACAGGAAUAAAAAGAGUCUUGUAAAAUGUGGCGUUUCAGCCCUCCAUCCACACCCAACAGGCUUUAGUGCAACUUUAAUGGCCAUUGCCAAUAAAAAAAGAUUCCUUUUGUUUGCACAUUAUAACAGCAUGACAAUAAAGCGAGGAAUGGAAUAAAAUCCGGGGUGGAAGGACCGACAGGGUGUUGCCAGGAACAGGUAAAUAAAACCUGAAGAAGGAAAGAAAAAAGUUAUUUUGGGGCCAAGAAGUUGUAAAAGUUUCCUGUUGGGCCGUUUAAGAGCGGCUGAGCAUUCAGACCGGCUUUCAUAGCCUCACAUUCACACACACUGAUCACAGCAGGGAAAGCUCCGACAGAUAACAUAACAAACACAAAGUUAAAGGUUUACCUGAGAAGACCAUCAAAAUGAAGUUAAUGGUCAGUAUCGCUCUUUUAUUCUUGCUGCCCUCCUAUGCAAGCCAAACAUCAGUCGUCCACAUCGAGUCCACCCCCAAACCAAGCACUGAUGGGGUAAUCCAGACUGAGACUGAAAAGAUAGUGUCUCUGGUCUGUAUUCUUACUGGCACUGUCGACAAUAAGGAGCUGGAAUGGCGGAGAAAUGGCGCUGUGAUUAAACUGGAUGAUGGAAACAAGGAGAAUCGUAGCAGCGUGUGCAUCAAUCCCGUCAUCUAUAAGGAUGAGGGCGCCAAGUUCACCUGCCAACUGAAGAGCAAUUCCUCCCAUUCGGCCUCGGUCACCCUCAAUGUCACAUAUCUCGCCGAGAUCUCUGGUUCAGAGAACGUUACACUGGAAGAGGAGGAAUCACUGGACCUCCAAUGUGACAUGAGGGCCAACCCUUUGGUAACGUCAGUGACGUGGAAACUAAACGGAGCCCUAGUGGAUCUAUCGACAGGUGGCUUCAUCGUAUCCAACAACGGCGUUAACACCAAGCUACAUGUCAAGAAAGUAGACAGAAGCCUGCAUGAAGGCGAGUACCAGUGCACGAUAGCCUCUCCCGCCUAUGAAGAGCGCAGCAGGACUUUCCAAGUCACUGUCACAGAUAAGACCUUAAAGUUCCCACUGAUGCCGAUGAUUGCGGGGCUGGUGGUGGUGGGCCUCACGGCUCUUCUUGCCAUAGUUUCACGAUGGCGGAUAAUUGCACGGUGGUUCAAAAAGUGAUCCAAAAGAACCUGGUCGUCUGCGUUGUCAUCAAGCGAGACCAUCGAUGAAGCCUUCUGCGUGGUGCAAGGGAUUUUGAUCACCCAGUUCUAUGGCUUUUUCUUAUUUGAUUUCUUACAUUUUUGGACUUUGUCCGAAGCUAGACGCUCUCCCCACCUAAUAAGUAAACAAAUAAAUAAAACAGUUGUAUUUCCUGGAAGAAUUGAACAUAUCAGUCAGUACGUUUUAAAUGGCAUUAAGUUAGUUUAGUUUCAUUUUAAUAGAUUCAAACAAGAUUUGUUAUUCUAUUGUGUUUCCAUUAUUUUCUUUUUAGUUCAGGCUACAAUCAUCACGUUGUUCCCUUGUUUCUGGGGAAGACAGAAGAGUUGGCUUUCCCACACUAACAGCUCAAUAAGCAUUUGUCCUGUGCUAAAUAUUCAAAUGCAUGUCAAACUCUGACAAAUGUACAAACUUGUGUAUACUGUAAGGGAUAUAGGAAACACACUAUAAUGAGGGAUUUCAGAAUCAUAUAAUGAGGCAUUAAAUGUACUAUAACCUGCUGUCACGGAAGAAAUAAACCUGUUUAUCUGUUCCAGAAAGAAAAAAACGAAAUUAUUCAUGAAUACAAUUUAAGUUGAGCAAUAUUAAAAGAAAUACAAUGUAAAUACAGAGUCAGCAGAGAAAGAAAGGAUUUAACUUAAGUUAAUAUGACUGAGUUUGUGUUUGAUGCUUGGUUAGGACAAAAAAUAAAAUAAAAUAAAAUUCAAAAUCAAGCUGUGUUAAAUUUUGGUUUGGAAUUAAACUGGGUUUCUUCAUUCUAGCUUAGUAGAUAUAAAUAUUGACAACUUUUGAUGUUAGCAAUGAUUUAAUACAAAAUUCAUAUGUUGACCUGUUAUUUAGGGUUGAUAGCGCUAAAUCAAGACAGGUACUUCCAAAAAGAGAUUGUAUUUCAAAAAUGUUUUUUUUAAACUAUUGACUCUUUUUACAUUUUAAAUGCAGGAAGAGCAUUUAUGGGUAUAAGUUUUCUCUUUAAACACUAAGCACCUUUUUGAAUUUUUAAAUAUUUAACCUGUUUAUCAAUGCAAAUGUGUAUUUAAUGUUGCUUGUUGUGGUCAGUUGUCAUCAUAUUUAUGUAUAGUCGUAUAAUGUAUAAGUAGAAGUACUCAUAUUUCUUUUUUUGUACAAAGUAUAGACAGAAAUUAGUGAUUCUCAAGAAACUGUGCUAUCAGCUAAAAGACAAAAAUCAGUAGCUCUCUGAUUGUUCAGAUAACUAUUUUAAAGCCUCUCCUUGUGUAAUAACAUAUGAAUUUAAUUCAACCAGCAAAAUAUAUUUUGGUGUCUUGGAAAGCAUUAUUUUUUAAUGUAAUUUCUCUGAGGUCCACAUGUCCACUGAACUUUAGCUCCUGACUCAACAAUAAAGCCCAGGCUUGUUAAAAUCAUGUUAUACAUUUACUCUUAAUGUGACAAAGGGACAGGGAUUAUGAGGUUGUGUGGUUCAAGGUCUGGAUCUUAGUGUUCCUGCCCAUGAACAAACACUUUGGAGGCUUGCAUAAAAGAAGGCAACACCAGCUGUUCUGAUGUAAACCACAUGUUGAUUAAAUAAACAAAACUAAUACAUA
Messenger RNA from Xiphophorus couchianus (Monterrey platyfish), 2822 nucleotides. RefSeq names its product transmembrane and immunoglobulin domain containing 1 (gene tmigd1). The transcript is spliced from 6 exons. Lineage: Eukaryota; Metazoa; Chordata; Actinopteri; Cyprinodontiformes; Poeciliidae. Gene Ontology annotation, biological process: cell-cell adhesion. Gene Ontology annotation, molecular function: cell adhesion molecule binding. The record is from RefSeq and is a predicted model, not a curated record. Bases 472 to 1224 code for a protein of 250 amino acids. Gene Ontology annotation, cellular component: plasma membrane; cell-cell junction.